Episyrphus balteatus (marmalade hoverfly) is the source of this 1668-nucleotide messenger RNA. It is a transcript of the gene fy, whose product is annotated as protein fuzzy homolog. Lineage: Eukaryota; Metazoa; Arthropoda; Insecta; Diptera; Syrphidae. The transcript has a single exon. Gene Ontology annotation, biological process: non-motile cilium assembly; vesicle-mediated transport. The record is from RefSeq and is a predicted model, not a curated record. Bases 381 to 1598 code for a protein of 405 amino acids.
UGCAUUAAAUUCUUCUAUGAUGGUAAAGUUGAUAUAGCUUUUCAGAGUUAAAAAAAAAAAAAAAACUGGUUGGCACUUUUGAUUAGUGCAGGUAGUAGUUUUAUGGAAAUUAAAAAAAAAGAGUGGUAUUGGCUAAGAAUUUACCUGUUGCCUCUUCAUUCUACAGUGACCUACAAAUUAAGAGAGACCAAGUUCUUCCUGUAGAAACGAAAUUAAAGUAAUACAAAUUCUUGAAAAAGAAAACAAAAAAGUAUUAAAAUAAAUCAAACAAAUAUAAACAGAAUAAAUAAUAUUACUUAUUCUUCUACUUCACUGAUUUCAAUAGUAUAUAGAAUUUGUAUUACAAAACCAAUCUUCUUCUUCUUUAUAAACAAAUAACAAUGACCAUUCACGUAAUGUGUCUUACUGCCGAUGGGGGAUUGCCCAUAUUCACCCGAAAAAAGGGAGAAUGUGAGAAUUUACCUUUCUCCACUGUAGCCUCAUUGAAUGGCGUACACAUGUUCUUUAAAUCCAUGGGCGUUUGUAUGAAUUCGACAAUUGCCGAAGACUGGACUCUUCUCUGGAAAGAUUAUGAAUCAGCUAUUACACUUAUUGUAUGUGGCAGAAACAUGUCGGAAAAGAAGCUAGAAUUGCUUUCCGAUUUGGUAUUUAACUCGUUUAAACUAUUCGUAAACUCAGAAGAUUUACAAACUUCCACCAAAAUUGUAGAUCGUUUAAAAAGAGAAGCAAAGCAAUAUAUGCCAAUAGUCGAUAGACUACUUGACUCCUUGGCAACUGACAUUCUUGGAUUUAACGAUUGUAUACUAUCCACAGAUAAUGCCCACCUUCUGAUGAAAUUGAACGAAUUCAGUGUCCAAUGUGACUCACUCUUUUGUUGCAUAGUUGUUAACCAAAAACUAGCAGUGGGAACAGAAGGUUGGUGGGAUUUGGACUUGAUCGAUCGCAAAUUGCUUAUAACAAUGCUAAACUCAGCAGAUCGAUCACAAAACGAUGUGCCUGUUUACUUGCCCAAGAAGAGCUCAAACACGGCAUAUCGAUUUGUGUCUGUUCCCAUAGCUGGUUGUGGUAUAUUAUGUGUGAUUUGCGGUGCAGAUCCAACAUAUCAGGAGAUCAGCAAUAUUGCACAGAAUGUCUUUCGCAAUGAGAAUGAAAUUAUGAAAAGUGUCGAACGUUGUAUUUCGAAAAAUUUCCUACCCGAAACAAUUGAAAGCAAUGUGAAUGUAUUGGAAAUUGUUUUACUCAAUAAAACAACAAAGAAAUAUGUUUUUUUGAAAAAUCCAGAACAUUCGUUGAGUGAACAACAAUAUUCAAUACUUGGACAAAAUAGUUUGGAAAAUAUUCGAAUGUAUAUUGAUCAAAUGCUUGAAACGGAUGAGAAUAUUUUGAAAGAGAGGAGUGAUGAAAAUUUGCAAUCGAUUGCUGUGAGUUGUGCAAAUCAACAUUGGCUAUCGGAAAAUCACAAUUGCUAUGCUUAUUGUGAUGAACAUGAGAAUAUAUUCUUUGUGCUGUUUACAUUUCAAGUUCCAGUUUAUGCUAUGAAGAUAUUUAGUGAGAAGAUUUUUGCUGCAUUGAUGCAGGAGCGAAAUAUCUGUUGGUAGCGAAAAAAAGAUGAAAAAUUAAUUUUGUAUGAUUCUAUAAAAUAAAUGCUUUUAUAAUUUUUUAUAAAAA